This is a messenger RNA of Metopolophium dirhodum (rose-grain aphid), 1459 nucleotides long. RefSeq names its product cell division cycle-associated protein 7-like. The record is from RefSeq and is a predicted model, not a curated record. The transcript is spliced from 6 exons. The annotation marks the transcript as partial. Gene Ontology annotation, cellular component: nucleus. Gene Ontology annotation, biological process: regulation of DNA-templated transcription. NCBI's taxonomy places the organism in Eukaryota, Metazoa, Arthropoda, Insecta, Hemiptera, Aphididae.
UUUCCAACAGUAAAGAGGUCUGAAAAGGAUAUCGAAAAGUUGAGUGAAUACGAACGCCAAAGACUUAAGAACAUUGCAGAGAUAGAACUUCAGUUAGCCGACCCAUUGGACAUCUUACAGCAGUCAGCUAAUCAGUUGAAAAACUCUAACAUUAGUGCCAAACAACGCGCUAAGAGCAACAAGAGCAAACUCAAUUCUGAAACCGAUGAAAAAACAUCUCAUCGUGUCAAUUUUGUCAGACGUUCAUCACGUAUUAUUCAAGAAAAAAGGCAAUCAACAAAUUAUAAUGAACAAAGUGAUGAUGAAAAUGACAAGAAUGACAAAAAAAAACUCAAAAAUGGAUCAUUAAAAAUCAAAUUUCGUUGGUUUAAAUCAAGUGAAUAUCAAAAAUCAGACGAAAUGUACUAUAACUCACUUGCUGAUAGCGAUUUUAUUCAUGAUGGUGAUGAAGAAUAUGAAUCUGACUAUGAGUCAUCUACACCUGGAUCAAAAAGAAAGCGUAAAGUAUAUACACCUCGUUUGGCUGUUUCUCAAGUAACACAAGAAAUGAUAGAAAAUAUUUCAUACUCUUCAUCAGGAAAAGUAUAUAGUCAAUCUGGUACAACUUGUCACCAAUGCAGACAAAAAACUGCAGACCAAAAAUCUUAUUGUCGGUACAAGGGAUGUAGUGGUGUGAGGGGAAAUUUUUGUGGAUUUUGUUUGGGAAGAAGAUAUGGCGAAAAUGUUGCAAACGUUUUAGUUAAUCCGAAAUGGGCCUGUCCACCUUGUCGUGGAUAUUGUAACUGUAGCAUUUGCAGACGCAGAAAAGGAAUGGCUCCAACUGGCCAAUUAGCACAACAAGCUGUGGCAGGAGGAUAUGAGUCCGUUCGACAUAUGUUAAGCAGUAUUGAGGGGGAGGGUCCAGAUGUGGCGGACUUUGAAUUUGAUGAUGAAGAUAAUAACCAGAAUGAAGCAGAAAAUAACCGGAAUGAAGCAGAUAAAAAUAAUGUUACUGAAGUUUGCUAUAGCAAUGAACAAAACAAUCUUGAAAAUCAAGAUGACAAUGACAGUGUGUCAGAUGAAGUUAAAUGCAUUGACAGUAGUGAGCAAUGCAACUCGGGCAAUCACGAAGAUGAACGUGAAACUGAGAUUAAAGAUACACAUGAAAUGAUUAUUGACAAACUUUAUAAGCAACUAUUAUCAGAAGAUUAAACAGCUAAGACAUUGAAACAUUAAAAACAGAGGAUAAUGAAACAAAAAUACGAAAUAAUAUUUAUCUUAUUUAAUUAAAAAGUAUUUAUUGCAACAGUAUUAUUAAUUUAAUUUUUGUUUAUUUUCAACACUAUUUAUUAUUCAUUAAUUUUUUUUUAGUUAUCUUGUGUAUUGCCAUAUUUAGACUUAAUUAAUGUUAAUUGUUAAGUCCAUAUCCUUCAUUUAUGAUUAAUUAUUAAUAGUACAACAAAGAAAACUGGGUGUUCAA